CAGUGUAGGAAAUGACCACACUACCCUCAGUCUCGCCGCUUUCAUUUUCAGUUGCAGCCUUUUUCGCUGCAACACAGAACACACACUCACUCUUGUUAUUCGCUCUUUCUUCUUCUUCUCUGAAUUUGUGGACAAUCGCAAAACCCUAGGCACUCUCACUCGCAUUUCACGGACUCGUUUUCCAGGAUAUAGUAGUAGUUACCUACUGCAGUUCAUGGCUUGGGAUCUCUGGGGUUCGUCCUAUGCCCAAGUUGCGAGUGGUAGUAAUUACUGGUCACAGCAUCCUGAAUGUGACUUCUACUUUGGGUGUGGCCGUGAUUUGAUAGAGGAGGAUGCCUUGAAUGUGGAAUCCUGUGUCCGGGUUUUGAGAAUUUUGAUCACCAAGGCAGAUACCGAGAUCGAGGAACUUGAAAGGGACCUCUUGUUUCUUCAGAAUGAAUUGGCCUGCGCCGAGCAUGAAAAAUGGCCUGAUAUAUGCCGUGCUGUUCUCACUGAGAGAAUCAACCGGCUUGAUGUGGCGGUUAGCACUUUGAAGAAUGAUCAUGCUGAUGAUGCGGAGAUGCAGCCACUGUUAGAUAGUGAACCUGCUGAGACACUUCAUGAAAUACUUGCUCAGUCUCUGGAUAUGAAAAUGUUGAGUCCAAUUGUGAAUCUAGACAAGGAUUCUAGCACUUUUGAUUCUAAUAUAAUCAUUAAGGGGGAAGAAAAAGAACUCCAUGGAACCUCUGAAAGCUCUGGAAGCUCAGAACUUCUUUUGGAGCUUCAUGGAAAGAGAUCAGAUAAUCCCGAAAAGAUUGAGGAAUUGUCUGAAAAAUCUCUUGUUAGAAGUCCUGAUUUGGGGGCUAUCAUCCAUGCACCUGAUCACUCUGUUGAGACAAAAUUAUCAGAAACAUUUGAUAAUGACGUUACUGGAAAUGAAGAAGUCAGAAGAAGUCAACACAUUAGUACAGAUAUAGGUCAAGUGUUGGAUUUGUUUUCUGCCAAAGACGAUGAAAACAUUCCAAAUGGAGUCAAGAAAGGAAAUGAAUUUGUCAAAGAAAAAGAUGUUAGCUCAGAUGAUUUUAGACCUGCAAUUGGUGUCAAGGGGAGGAAAGAGUAUCCUCAUUCCAGGUUAGUUACUUCACAACAACGAAAAGGUGAACCUGAUCACUCUGAUUGGAUGAAAUUAUCAGAAACAUCUGAUAGUAAACUUGCUGGAAAUGAAGAGGUCGGAAGAAGCCAACUCAUUAAUACAAAUAUAGGUCAAAUGUUGGAUUUGUUUUCCGCCAAAGACAAUGGAAAUAUUCCAAGUGAAGUCAAGGAAGAAAAUGAAGUUGUCAAACAAAAAGAUGUUAGCUCAGAUGAUUUUAGACCUGCAAUUGGCAUCAAGGGGAGGGAAGAGUAUCCUCAUUCCAGAUUAGCUACUUCACAACAAAAAAGUGGACCUGAAUCUCCUGAUCACUCUGAUUGGAUGAAAUUAUCAGAAACAUCUGAUAAUAAAGUUGCUGGAAAUGAUGUUGAAAGAAGCCAACUCAAUGAUACAGAUAUAGGUCAAAUCUUGGAUGUGUUUUCUGCCGAAGACAACGAAAAUAUUCCAAGUGAAGCCCAGAAAGAAAAUGAAUUUGUCAAAGAUGUUAGCUCAGAUGAUUCCAGACCUGCAACUGACAUCAAAGUGAGGAAAAAGUAUCCUAAUUCCAGAUUAGCUACUUCACCUCAACGAAAAUGUAGAAAUUCUAAUUUAGACAAAAAGCUAUGUGAUAUUGCUCCAAAAACUGCACGGAAGGCCUACAAGAAACAGUCCAAGGUUGCUCCAGAUAAAGAUUUGAACUCCAUGGAUUUACCUUUACAAGUAUUUUAUCCUCAAACAUUUUGUAGCGCCAAUACUGAAUUUUGCUCCUUUAAAGGAAGUAAUGGGAUUCAAACCAAGAGUGCCCUGUAUACUGAUUUACAGCUGAUAGAUGAAGAUGAAGAGGAACAAGAAGCACAAGACCUUAAAUCCCAAAUUACUACUAAAUUCAGAAAGUUGAACAUGAGUUUCCCUUCAAAGCUAAAAGCUCGGGAAAAGCAGGAACUGGAACUAGAGGCAUUUUCUUCCAGAGAACCAUAUGACAGUUGUACAGAAGUUAUUCAAAGUACACCCAUAAUUGUAUCAACCAAGAGGCAGCGAAGAUCCAAACCCUGUAAUGAUGUUGCCAUUUUAACUGAGCCGAUGAACCGGAAGAAAAUUUCUAGAAGGGCAGUGCAACCUGACAAGCAUGAAACUGAAGGUGGUGCUAUUGUUCCUUAUGAUAGCAACUUCUCUGAAUUACAAAAGAGAAGAAAAGUUUCAAAGUUGCCAAUCACCGUGGACAUGGAAACAAAUUCAGAUAGGGUUUCUAUGGACAGUGGAAGCCAGUUAGUUCUUCAUACUAGCAAGUUGCAUUCCUUGGUGGAUUCCCAUGAUGGGACCUCAUCUUUGCUGCCUGGUGACUUGAAUAGCUUGUCAUUGACUGAUUUGAGGGCCAUGGCAAAGGACCACAAAGUAAAACAGUACUAUAAGCUUCGAAAAGGAGCUUUGGUUGAACAAUUAGCUAAGCAGUUCAAAAGCUGCUGAACUUAUUACUGGUGGUAACCCAUUUUUCUGCCAUGCUUUUUUGGGUAUCCCUCUUGGUUGGUUUUGGUAAUGUCCAGUGGUUCCCUGGAAUUUGGUAUAGGAUUCUGACAUAGUUAUGAAUGAUACAUAGGCAAACCAAAAUGGGUUUUGUAACAGGAAAUUGUACAGCCUAUAUAGAUAGAAUUCUUAACAGUUUGUAAAUGAAAGGAAGUAUAGGUUUUCUUCCUUGCAACUGGUUAGUCAUUGUGACUGCAGAGGAGACUUCAAACUAACUGUUGUGCCGCAUUCACAUGCUGUGAGAUUGAUUGUUAAAAUAUGAAGCGCGGUUUACAGCAUUAACAAAUUUGAUGAUGUUACUUUCAGUUUUAUACAGUCUUUAUAAAUAUUUUACACAA
Glycine soja is the source of this 2967-nucleotide messenger RNA. RefSeq lists its product as uncharacterized. The record is from RefSeq and is a predicted model, not a curated record. Gene Ontology annotation, biological process: DNA-templated transcription termination. The transcript is spliced from 10 exons. NCBI's taxonomy places the organism in Eukaryota, Viridiplantae, Streptophyta, Magnoliopsida, Fabales, Fabaceae. Bases 215 to 2572 code for a protein of 785 amino acids.